UAUUUUAAACAAAUUACAAAUAUGGCGGCCCAUGCUUUAAGGAUUAGUGACCAGAAUAGGAUUUCAGUGACAGGCUCAACUUGAGAUUUACCAACUUUGAAGUAUAGGAAGAGGAAACUAGCACCUCAAUCUGAAUCGACUGAGGGCUGAUCAUCUGAAACAGAGAUGGAGCAUGUCUAUUGCAAGCAUCAUGACACUCAAUAUUGAUUAGAUACCGAGCAGAAAUGACUUAAGCUGUUUUCAAGGAUUUUUGUGAGGAAUUCACCUAAAAAUCAAGCUCAAGUUAGAAAGAUAUUUGGACCAAGCCAGAAAGAAGCAGUCCAAGUAGCCAGGAUGCUCAAGUGAAGUCUUUGCCAUGAUUUGCUACAGAGACCAAUCCUUCACUGUAUAGAUUGUGGGUCUAAGUUCUGCACAAACUGACAGGAAGAUUUUCUCAUUGAGAGUGGUGAGAAUUGUCUUAAAAAAUGCCCAGGAAAUUUCACUGAUAAUAAGAACCAAGAUCAGGAUUUCCUCUUAGACUGAUUAGAAUUCAAGUGAGAACAGGCUGAUAAAGGAUGAGAAGCUACUUUUUCCUCGCUAAAUGAUCUCUGAAAGCACGAAAUCAUUUGUGAUUAUUCAUACACUUCAUGAGAAUACUGCCAAACUAAAAUUAUGCGAAAGAACCUUCAAUCUCAUUUAGAGAAUUCCUGCUGAAAUGUGUCUAAAUGUGAUCAUUCUCCAGAAUGUUCUUAUAUAGGAACAACUGAACAAGUGGAUGAUCACUUGGAUCAAGAUUGCAUCUAUGAACAGAUCUAUUGAACAAAUUGUUCGACUGUUAUCCUUCGGCGUGACAAGGAUACCCAUUCUUGUGUGAACAACCUUCUCUUGGUUCAAAGCCAAAAAGAGCAACAUUUUGCGGAACAAAAUUCAAAGUUGGCUAAAGUCAUGAAGGAAAAUGAUAAAUUGAGACACUUAUUGGAAACCAUGCAGAAAACUCUUCUUGAGAAGUGACAGUACGAACAGAAGUUGAAACGAGAAAUCAAAGGAAUCCAGAAAGAGUAUCCAAACAUUGUAUCUCCUCGUAGAGCAAAACAAAGAAAAUUUUCUGGUUCAAAGCGCCAGAAAACUGGUGAUGCUGGCUCUAAGAAGCCUAUCAAGCCUUUGGAUGAGCUCCAGCUGUUGCAUGUGUAAGUCCGUUACUUCUGAAUGUUUUUUGCGUGACAAGUAAGGUGCUCUGCACCUUAUCUGGACUUUAUGAAAAGAUUAAUUCAUGAUAAAUCCCACUAAAAUCUGGCGCAGCCU
Moneuplotes crassus is the source of this 1281-nucleotide messenger RNA. The record is from the annotation of a GenBank genome assembly. Lineage: Eukaryota; Ciliophora; Spirotrichea; Euplotida; Euplotidae.